Salvia miltiorrhiza (redroot sage) is the source of this 390-nucleotide messenger RNA. NCBI's taxonomy places the organism in Eukaryota, Viridiplantae, Streptophyta, Magnoliopsida, Lamiales, Lamiaceae. The record is from the annotation of a RefSeq genome assembly.
AUGCUUGGCAUAUGUGCAUCUAUACACAUUCUGUCAUGGUUUCUGCUCUAUGCAUUCAUUGUCUGUCCCUUGAAAGUUGAAUGUUUACAUGCAAAAAACACACACACAGACACACACUGCGAGUCCUGCCCCACUGUGCGCACUGCACCGCCAGGACUUAAGCGUUUUGCUACAGCCUUAGCCACCUCUUUUUCUCUCAGUUGUCGCGUACGGUUUUGUCCCCGUUUACAUGGCGCCCCUUUCAGCCUUUUUUCCUACGUGUCGUUUUUUCCCAAUUCUCUCUUCCCUUUAAUCAACCUACACCCUACUCAUAGUAUGAGGGGCCCCUUAGGUACUAGCUAUUUUCUACUUUAUAUUGUUUGCCCACAUAGCAUAAUUCUUGUGCAAUAA